AUGGAUCGUCGUGAAAUUCAAGAAAAAAACUUCAAGCAGAGUGAUUCCGAAGAUGACAAUCAUGCCGAUGAUAAGUCAUUACUGUUACAGGAAGGCAAUAGCUUCUCAGAUUUAAAACAAGCAUUAAAAUCGGAUCAAAAGUCGUUAACAUUAACUAUUGAUCAAAUGGUCGAUAAGCUAGAUGUUGGUUUAUUCCAUUUUCUAAUAGUUCUUUUCUGCGGCCUAGCUUGCUCUGGUUACACUAUAGUUACGGUAGCUUACAAUUAUAUUAUCGUUGUUGCUUGCGAUCUGGAUAUUGAAACCUACAAUAAAGGUCUACUAAAUAUUCUUUUAAUGAUCGGCGUCUUAGUCGGUAGCGGAAUAAUAGGGCGAUUAGGCGACGCUGUAGGCAGACGAACAUGUAUUUUGAUAUCAGUAUCGCUCAGUAUUAUUACUCUGAUAGCUUCUGCUUUUACUUAUAACUAUACUAUGUUGGUUGUACUGGGUUUCUUCAAUGGAUUUGGUUGUGGUGGUACUUUUACAAUUGCACACGCUUAUUGUAUCGAAUUUUUCCCUCAACGUUAUCGUGGUAAUGGACUAGCAUGUAUGACUACAUUUUCAUGUCUAGGUGGCUUAUAUACUAGUGCAAUUGCAUUAGUCGUACUUCCUUAUCCGUUAUCUAUUCCAAUAGGUGUUAUACAUUUUAACAGCUGGCGUUUGUACUUAAUUCUAUCCUCGAUUCCCUUAAUAUUAUCUUUCUGUUUCUUAUUAUUUAUGCCUAACAGUCUACGUUUUAUGGUAAUAAAAGGAGAUCAAAAUCGUAUAAGUCAAGUCUUGAAUACAAUAAACCGUGUUAAUUCGUGGUGUUGCAAACGUAACGAUUCUAGUCUUACAACUACAGACUUAACUAAAUACACUAUCAUCGUAUCGAGCGAUCAAGGCGAGUUAAAGACUAAUAAGAACGAAAAUCGAGAUUUUUUUUCUCAUUAUAAGAAAUUUAAUAAGUCACCAUGGCGUCGUAGACUAAUUUUUCUCCUCAUUCUAUGGUUUGGAAGUUGUUUUAGCACGGAAGGCCUAUGGGUAUGGAUGCCAACAGUGAUAACUUAUUAUACUACUGGAAAGACUUGUAAAAUGGUGCAUAAUUCUUCAUUGAAUAAUAGCUAUCAAUAUUAUCCUAAUAGUAGCAUUUCUAAUUGUAUUUCUGGUCCGAAGCUAACAUCUAUAGUUCUUGAUGUUUUCUACGGUAAUCUUGUAGCUCUUCCUAUUGGUAUAGCUUUUACUAUUUUGAUUAAUCGAAUUGGACGAAAAUGGUGCUGCUGUUUUGUUAUUACCAUGUCUGGUCUGAUUGCUCUAUUGAUUAUGUGGAUCGAUACUGUACUAAGUACCUUUAUUUUAGCUGGAUUAUAUUACGCUAUAGCCAAUAACUUAUGGCUAGGUAUUAAAAUUUGGACAGCAGAGCUAUUUCCAACUGACUUACGAGCGACUACUCUUGGUCUUACAGCUCUCCUGGGCUGUUUAGGGACAGUUUGUUCUCUCGCAAUCUUUACGGUCCUUUUUCAUGUCAAUUGCAUAGCUAAUCUAUUACUAGUAGCAGCAGUUGUUCAAAAAAUAAAUAAAAUGAGCCAAUUUGAGGAUUUGACUUGA
Molecule: messenger RNA, 1623 nt
Organism: Trichoplax adhaerens
Lineage: Eukaryota; Metazoa; Placozoa; Uniplacotomia; Trichoplacea; Trichoplacidae
Exons: 2
Coding region: 1-1623 (540 amino acids)
Biological process (GO): transmembrane transport
Cellular component (GO): membrane
Molecular function (GO): transmembrane transporter activity
Source: RefSeq, a predicted model, not a curated record